AUGAAGCCCAUCGUGUCUGCUUUGAACGCAUGGUCGUGCGUUGUCAUCUCGUUCUUUGCCGUCAUCAUCCUCUCCGUCCUCGGAACGUUAUACCAGCACGAUCACCCUGGUUACACCGGCUCUGAAGGCGACCCGGAGAAUGGCCCUGCCGUUGCUGCCUCGAUUUUUACCGCCGUGAUUGUAUACGCCGCAUUCUUCGUCUUCUGUGCUUUCCAGGCCUACCUCCAUAUCCGAGCUAGCAGGGGUGGCGCCAUAUCGCUGAGCUAG
Aspergillus chevalieri is the source of this 267-nucleotide messenger RNA. RefSeq lists its product as uncharacterized. The record is from RefSeq and is a predicted model, not a curated record. The transcript has 4 exons. Bases 1 to 267 code for a protein of 88 amino acids. NCBI's taxonomy places the organism in Eukaryota, Fungi, Ascomycota, Eurotiomycetes, Eurotiales, Aspergillaceae.